This is a messenger RNA of Ruditapes philippinarum (Manila clam), 5309 nucleotides long. RefSeq lists its product as uncharacterized. The record is from RefSeq and is a predicted model, not a curated record. Lineage: Eukaryota; Metazoa; Mollusca; Bivalvia; Venerida; Veneridae. The transcript has 3 exons. The coding region runs from base 2053 to 4089 and encodes 678 amino acids.
UUUGAUACCAAUCACAUGUGUUGGAGAGGACAAAGUAUCACAUGACUUUCACAUGGCACUAACGGCAUAGAGCAUUAUAGGAAAACAAACACACAUUGCUACCUAGUGCAUGUUAAUCAUCGUUAAGAAAACAAUCACUCUGAUAAAAGACACAAUCUUAAAACUUUUUUGACACAUUUUAUGGUUUUGUAUAACAAAUUGUAGCGCAGGAACUCUUUGAAAACAAUGCAUUGUCACGGGUAUAUAUGUUGUAAAAUUUCAUUUCAUUUAUCCCUAUUCAAGACAUUAUAUAUGCAGUGUACGAUUUUGUCACGUGUAUAUCUAUAUGGGCUGUGGAAACAAUACAAAUCACAAUAUGGGGUCUGUCCUAGGACGUUUCCAUGUCUUUGAUUUGUUUUUUUCAACAGUCAGUCUCAUAUAUAUAUCGCUCUAAAUUUGAAUUUAAAAUAUGAUAUGAAACACGACAAUAAGCUGCGACGUAUGACAUUAUACACGGACAUCGACGACAUUUGACAAUACGACACGACAUUAUAUUGUUAAAUGUCAUGUGUUGUUUAAAUGUCAUGUGUUGUAUUUCAAUGUCAUCCAUCGUGUCGUAUUGUCUAACAUUGUAUCACGUGGAAUCAAUUGUCAAACGUCAAUCUCCAAGGGCUGCUUAUGACAUUUUUGUAAAUGUGUAUUUAUCAGAUAAAAAUGUCAUCUCGUGAUAAUUAAUGGGACAAAUUAUUAUAGUUCUUAUAGUAUCUCUUGAAAUAGUUUUAAAAUGCCUAACUUUGAUUGGUCUAAACGUAACAUUUGAUAAAAAAUACGUCCAUUUAAUAGCUAUAUGACUGUUGUUGUAGUUCUGAAGAAGCUGUAGCAAACUUUUUAAUAAAUCAAAGAUGAAUAUAAUAUAUACUGUUUUUCAUCGUCAAUGAUUGAUAACGUAAUGUGUGUAGUACUAAGUGCGCAAUGUUCAUGCUCAGCGAUUGAUAACGUAAUGUGUGUAGUACUCAGUGUGCAAUGUGCAUGCUCAGUGAUUGACAACGUAAUGUUUUGAGUACUAAAUGUUUAAUGUUCAUGCUCAGUGAUUGAUAACGUAAUGUGUGAAGUACUCAGUGUGCAAUGUGCAUGCUCAGUGAUUGACAACGUCAUUGUGUGCAGUACUAAAUUUUCAAUGUUCAUGCUCAGUGAUUGAUAACGUAAUGUGUGUAGUAAUCAGAGUGCAAAUGUUCAUGCUCAGCGAUUGAUAACGUCAUUGUGUGUAGUACUCAAUGUUCAAUGUUCAUGCUCAGUGAUUGAUAACGUAAGCGUGUUUAGUACUCAGUGUGAAUGAUCUUUAUCAGUUUCAGUAAUAUUUAUUUAGCUUUGUUUAAAGAGUUUUAACAUCUUAAAUGCUGGCAUAUAUUUUCCCAAAUGAUAAAUUUCACAAUUGCAAUGUUCAUGCUCAGCGAUUGAUAACGUAAUUGUGUGUAGUUCUCAGUGUUCAAUGUUCAUGCUCAGUGAUUGAUAAUAUAGUAUUCAGCGUCAAGUGAGUAACAGAGAUUAAUUCAGAAAAUGAUUAAUUUAUCAAGGGGGGUAAUCAUGAAAGAUCAAAUGUCACGAAGCAGUUACAGCAGUUGUCUCUCUUCGGAAGUACCUAUCGAUUGAAAAUCUAAUAUGGAAAACAUACAAAGUAAACACGAAAAGCGAUGAAGACAUUAAAAUCUUAACAUCAAAGUAAAAUAAUUUGUGAACGUUCUAGAUUACACAUUUCGCAAAAUACCUCCAAAAUCAUCUUUUAUUCAAUGAAACUGAAAUAUUUGUACAAUCUAAACGACUAUUCCCGAUGUGGGAGCAUUUAUGUUUUAUGUUCACUUCACGUGACCCCCAGAGGGAGUGUGAAAACAUGCUUAAAUUCUCAUUGUACCAGAGAAAAGAAAUUGGUUCACUCAGAGAGUGUGUAGUACUGCAGCUGUGUAGUGAGAGCACACUGCUUUGUGAUAUUUAUUUCUCGGUCUUGCCCCAACAUUUACAUUAACUUUAACUUAAUUUACAUGUGAAAUUAGCUGGAUGUAGGACAGGAUAAGCACGAUGAUCAUGAACAGCAGACAUGUAGAAAGCACCAUCAGUUGCUCGGAGACGAGUGGAUACUGCCAAACACAAUACAGUUAUUUAAUAGCUACAAAUCUACCCGGAUUUUACCAGUGUAAUUCGGGACAGAAGUCGGGACAGAAGUGCUCAUGUGUAAGUCGCCGGAGAAAUAUUGUAUGGUUGAUAUUUCUCAUCGGAGUGAUAUAUUACGUUAUAUACUUAAUUGGCUCAACAAAACAAUAUCUGUAUAAAGUGGACACUUACUCUUUACCUUGUGAAAUGCCGAUAUUAGACCCUUAUGAUGCGGACCAAAUGAAGAAUGUAAAACUUUCUGAACCUUUUAUAUGUGACAAUACUCCAUUCCUAGUUUAUAUUGAUAAAGAGAAUUUGUUACAGUUCAAUACAAGCGCAGUGAAUAUAUUACAAAUAGCUCGUGAUUCUAUUAUGUGCACGUGUGAAAUCAUUAAGAGAGGUGUGGACACGGAUGAUGAGGUCACAUAUUCGGACACAUUCGAUUGCACACCUCCAUAUAACAUACCGUCCGAUUUUUUUAAAAUAACAUGUUCGUCUGCUGAAAAUGAACUAUUAAAUACAAUGCUUACGAAAAUACAUCGACGACGAAAUGAUUUGAAAAGUAAUUCAGACGGGUUUUUCAGUGUUAUACUGUUUGGGCUGGAUUCAGUGUCGAGAAAUAAUGCAAUCAGGCAAAUACCGAGGGCAGUAAAAUAUUUACAUGAGAACCUUUCUUCGAUCGACCUCCUCAUGUAUAAUAGAAUUGGUGGACACACAUUUGAUAAUAUCGUACCAAUGUUGACUGGACUUUUAGCAAACACUGACGAUAUUCCGUACUUAAACGAUGUAGGUACUCGUUUUGAGAAAUUACCAUUUAUUUGGAAGAAUUUCUCAGAGAAUAAUUAUGUAACAUUUUACGCUGAAGAUCAUUUGCAAUUCCACACGUUCAAUUUUAAGAAAGAAGGUUUUAAAAGACAACCGACUGAUCACUAUGUGAGACCAUUUUGGAUCGCUGAUUUUGAAUCGAGACCAACGAAACUUUUAUUCUGGAAAGAAGAUAUGAGCAGCUACAAUAAACGCAAAUGUUUGGCUAACAUUCCAAAAUAUCUUGUUCAAAUAAACUACUUAAAACAAUUUAUAGACACGUAUAAAGAUGUCAGAAAGUUUGGUAUUUCACAUUUAAAUGAGCUAUCUCAUCAAGAUGUUAACGACCUUCACCUUGCUGAGGAUGACCUUAUCGAAUUUUUUCGAUGGUUUAAAGAAGGCGAUCACCUUGACGACACGUUCCUCAUUGUAUACAGUGACCAUGGACCACGUGGUCAAAGUCAGACACAUCAGUCUUUAUUAGAAACUAAUUUACCUUUUUUGAGCAUCGUUCCACCGAACAAAUUUCGGUCAUCAUUUCCAGAAAUAAUUGAGAAUAUGAAGAGAAAUGCACACGUUUUGACAACACAUUUUGAUUUAUUCGCGACAUUGAAAGAUAUACUUCUUCGACAGUUUAAGGAGCCUUCUAUCACAUUUGUUCACAACAAACCUCGGGGAAUAAGCCUGUUUCGUGACAUACAAAAACAAAGAUCAUGUUCAGAGUCCAGUAUACCAGACCAAUUUUGUAUGUGUUACAGAUCGCAGAAACUGAACAUUACUAACAAUUCUGUGAUCAAACAAAUUGCUCAAGAUGUAGCCGACAAACUAAACCAGGCGUUAGCUGGUGCCAAAGGCUGUGCUCGCUUACAUGUGGCGGCUGUUCUAGAAGCUCAUGUUUUAGUUCAAGGAAAGCAAACUGUAGAAAAAAGGCAAGGGUUGUUUAACAAGAUUAGUAAUGUUGUUUCUGGGAGAGAUUAUGCUGAUUAUAGAAUAGUUAUUCAAACACAUCCGGGUAAUGCCAAAUUUUUUGCGACAUCGAAAAUUGCAGCAGACGGCAAACGUUAUGUGUUAGACAAUAUAGAGCGAAUAAAUAGAUAUAAUAACCAGUCGUACUGUGUCAGUGAUGAUAAACUAAGACCAUUAUGUUAUUGUGUAGAAUAAUGAUCCUGAUAUACAGACAGAAAUUGGUUACGUUUGUAUAGAGUUAUGCUCAUAGAUUUGUAUUCUUGCACAGUAAAGUAGAACAGCUCUACCAGACUAUUUCGUUGGUGAUGGUGCCGGUAAUUUACCCUCCCGACCACGGCAGUAAGCCACAAUGAAUUUACCAGAGCACAGUUCAGUCCCCGCAUUGUCCCUGGGCAAGCUUUCGACAGCAGAGUCCCCGUGCAAGAUUUCCGCAGUGUCCUUGGGCAAGCUUUCGAGCAGUUUAAUUACCGGUACUAGAUGCCAUCUCUUACGCAAGGAUAACUUCUGUAACUUCUUUACAUACCAGAGCAGAGGUUCACUGUGAAUGACCGUAGAAAUGAUUUCAUGAUCAAUUACACCGUUCGUCUGUCCAUAGACAAUUGUUUUUUUUGCAGGAUACCUUUUAAAGCAUUACAACGAUUAUGUUUAUAUUUGGCAUACAAGUAUGUUAUGUCAUCACACAGUUUAAAUGCUGAUAAAGUUAUGCUCCUUUAUAUGCAUACAUGUAUUUUCUGUAAAAUUAUUGAUUGUCGUAAAGGCCAAUUAUACCUCAGGAAUGCUUUUUAAAAAAAAUAUUUUUGAUGUCCGUUUUUUUCCAAAACGUUUCUCAAUGGCCUAUUACCAGAGUCAUCUUUUUCUUUAGUUGUAUGUUUGCAAUAUUAAAGUUAUAGUGAUUAAGUGUUUUGUAUGGAAGUCAAAAUACUACUCUUUUUACAUUUUGCUACUUUUGUGGCCCAAAAAAAUCACAUCUUCAGUGCUAUACAUCUAACAUGCUCUAAAGCCGUUAUCUGAACGAUAUAUAUCAUAUUUGCCAUUUUUACAGAAGGAAAUAUUUAUUCGUUUCAGAUGCAUAAUGUGGCUGUUAUUUGUCCAAAUUUGUGUAAAUUAUUUUUUGCCAUAAGGGGUUAUGCAGUUGUGCAUUUAGAAGAUUAAGUUUUGAACUGUAAAUAAGUAAUGCCCACAUUUUGGAGUAUUGCAAUUUUACUUUGUUUUAUAUCCUGUCAGAAAAGUUUACUAUCUAUCUAAUUUCUUAAAGGAUUAUUGUCUCUUCAAUACCUUAUUUUAGAAAUUGCCAUCGGGCGUAUAAUCCUCUGUUCUAGUGAAGUUUUUUUUCUCCCCUAUACCACUUUCUUACGAGUUUUCUCUAUUUGAUGUCAAGGGACAUUUUCAGAUGCCCAGGAUCUUCUUAUAUUGAA